GUCAGGGACUGCCUUGCCCUGCAGGGACGCCUGCCAGUUCACCAGCCACCGAGAAGGAGGCACUGGACUGAAAGGGGCAAGGCAUACUAGCACAGAGGCCCCCACUUUUGGAGCAACAGCACAGCUUCCAACCUGGAGACCUGGUCCUGAUAAAAGCGUGGCGAACGGAGAAACUCACCCCGAGCUGGGAGGGCCCAUACCAAGUCCUACUCACCACUGAAUCAGCAGUACGGACCAGAGAACAUGGAUGGACCCACUACCACCGGGUGAAGAGAGCUCCGCCGGAAAGUUGGACGGCGACGGCGAGCCCAGACAACCCGCUGAAGGUGACACUCACCAAAUCAGGGACCGGGAUCCAGAAAAACGCUCCGGGACUGUGAGACAGAUGUGUAUAUUCUGCACCUGUGCUUGUUUCUUCGAAUGUUGUUGCUGUGCUCAUUGUGAGGGGUGUGUGCUGUGUGUGCAUUGUACUGAGGAGUGUAGUAUAGUUUUCAUAGAGGAUAUUAUAAUUCAGCAUUGUAAGGUCAAAUUAGGAGGAGAAAUUCAGUGUGAAUUACUAGAAAGCCCGACAGUUAUACAAGCAUUGGAGUCAUUGUCCCCUAGGAGGGCUUAUUCUUUUAUACCCCAAAGAAAAGCAUGACGGAGAUGUGGGAAGAACCCUGGAACCAUUGGCGGUGGUGGGUAGGGGUGGUGUGCGCUGCAUUAAUAAUAUAUAUGGUCACUUACUUUUGUUGGCAUGAAAAAGACAGAAUAUGUGGAAGACGAAGGGGUGCCCGGAUACCGCCGGGGGUGCUAGCACUGAUCUGUCUAUCUAUUCCACACAUCCCCACCCAAGCAACCCUGCCCGGUCAGGCAGAAUCCCAAUGCAUGGAAUGUAUCCAAUCCACUAGGACAGGCCACAGGAUUACCCAGACUCUCAUGUACUAUAACGUAGCCCCAGACUGUAUUCAACAGUUGGACCCUUGUGUGCACAAUAAGACACAGUAUUAUAGAUGCAUAGUUGAAGGAAAUAAGACAGAGUGUUAUGAGCCCCUUGCAGUAGGUCCUGUAACGUCCAGUAUAUACGUAUAUGGAUACAAGGGAGGAACGGCUAAUAGAGCCGGGGAAAGAACAAACAUGUUCCAGAUAGCCCAAAACAGGCAGGGAUACAUAGCACAUAACACCACAAGGGGAGCCGGGAAGGUUAUGGUCUGCUUUGAUGCCUGUUUAGCAAUAAACAAAGGCCAAGGACCAAAUGGGAACGCCGGAAUUGGGUGUGGAAAUCACGGAUGGGAACGAUCCUAUUUACAAGACAGAAAAUAUCUUUUCAAACAUAUUAAAGGAGGAAACGUGGGCGCUGGGAGUGGAACUUACAAUUAUUGGUACACGGAAGGGGUUAAAAUGCAGCUUAGUUACAAAGGACCAGAAGGAAUCAAUUUAACACAAGGAGCAGCUUCCACCGACUGCUCGGCCGGACAUUGCAACCCGGUUUGUUUAUGGGCAAAAGAAAUGCCCUCCACUAAACCAAAAAUCAUUCAUGUGGGCUUAGGGAUAGAUGGGACAGGUAAGGACCCUUAUGGAUAUUUAGUUAUCCAAAUACAUACAACCAAGGUCACUAAGAAGCCUAUUACAGUGUUUGAAGAUUUUGAGGAAGAAAUUCAGCAUCUAAAUGCCCUCCCCUUACCCCCUAAGGCACACAAUAUGUUUUUGAGUCUGGCAGAGACCAUUGCAAAGGAAUUAACAGUGAAAAAUUGCUUUGUAUGUGGGGGGACCAAUAUGGGAGACCAAUGGCCUUGGGUUGCGCAUGAGGUGAAUUAUACAGAGAUAUAUCUUUCCCAAAAUAAUUAUACUUAUAAUCACCCUGGGAAAGAAAUUUGGCAAAUAUCGAACAAUGUGGUAGGGAUGGAGUGUUUCGUUAGGAACGUGACUUCAAGAUCAAAUGGGACGCAGGUAGGGAAUCUCCCCUGUAUGGGACAAUGGGAAGGAAAGAACUGGUGGGGCCAUAAUAAUAAAACCUGGCCCACUCCCCUUGGAAAAAUAAGACAGAUGGGGUUUCUGUUGGACCCAGAAAAUAGGACUCUAGAAUGGACCACCCCGUUAGGAUUCUACUGGGCAUGCGGGGAAUAUGCAUAUAAUCGGCUGCCCCCGGAUUGGGUAGGCUCGUGUGUCCUGGCAACGCUGAGACCCAGUUUCUUUCUACUUCCCUUGCAUACCAAAGCAAGAUUAGGGGUGCCAGUCUACGAUGAGAUAGGACCUCGAAGGAGACGGGCAAUUCAGAUAGGAAAUUGGUUAGACACGGAGUGGCCCCCGGAAAGGAUAAUUCAAUAUUAUGGACCAGCUACUUGGGCAAAUGAUGGCACUGCAGGCUCCUUUGGGAGGGACCCCAUAUAUCUACUUAAUCGCAUAAUCCGCCUGCAAGCAGUAGUAGAGAUAAUUACUAAUGACACUGCAGCCGCCCUGACAAAGUUAGCAAAAGAGAGUGCUAAGAGCCGCACCUAUAUUAUGCAGAAUAGAUUAGCCCUGGAUUAUUUAUUGGCAAAAGAGGGCGGGGUCUGUGGAAAAUUCAAUCUGACCAAUUGUUGUAUAGAAAUAGAUGAUAGUGGAAAAGUGGUAAAGGAUAUAGCUGAUAGAAUGGUUAAAUUAGCUCAUGUGCCGGUCCAAACGUGGGAUGGAUUCAAUUUUAAGGACAUGUUCAGUACCUGGUUUCCAAAAUUACCAGGACUACAGGCAAUUGUAGCCCUCAUUGGACUAAUAGCAGCAGGGUGCGUCCUGAUCCCGUGCAUAUUGCCCAUCUUUGUCCGAGCUAUUAAUAAUUCACUGGCUCUAUUAGCAGAGAGAAAAGUACAUACACAUUUGAUGACAAUGAGGUAUACGGCAGUUCCCACCAGGGAGGAUGAGGAUAAUCAAAGCGGAGUGGGACAUGAGUUAUUAUGUGAGUUUGAGACAAGAUACAAAAAGAGGGGGGAUUGUGAGAAAGACUAAAACAGGACGUGCCUCAAACUCAGUGGAAAAU
Molecule: messenger RNA, 2992 nt
Organism: Zootoca vivipara (common lizard)
Lineage: Eukaryota; Metazoa; Chordata; Lepidosauria; Squamata; Lacertidae
Source: RefSeq, a predicted model, not a curated record